Molecule: messenger RNA, 2016 nt
Organism: Aspergillus uvarum CBS 121591
Lineage: Eukaryota; Fungi; Ascomycota; Eurotiomycetes; Eurotiales; Aspergillaceae
Product: zinc finger CCCH domain-containing protein
Exons: 5
Coding region: 293-1810 (505 amino acids)
Molecular function (GO): metal ion binding
Source: RefSeq, a predicted model, not a curated record
UCUCGGGCAUUGGAGAGCAGUCAAAGUGAACCUAAUGUGCUUCAAUCUGCUGCAUUUGCUUCUGCAUGUCUGUCACUGCGUUCUCUAGUCUAUCCUUCCCCUUCCCCAAGCAUAUUCACCACGUCGGUUGAAUGCCGGGCGUCCAUCAACACCUCUUUACUACUAUACGGGGCCGGCGACCACCCACCCUUAGUAGUCCUUCCCGCCUCAUCCUUUCCAGAGAAACUAUCUGCCCAUCAUCGACGAUCAAUCGUCCUCACUCCAACCUCUUUCCAGCCUACCGAAGACCAAGAUGCUAGCAGAUGCCGAUAUAACCGCUUUGGACAGCCACCUAGGCACCAUUGUCCGUGAAAACCAACAACACCAUGACAACCUGCAAAGCUUGCUCUCGAAGUUCCAAGAGCUGCUCGAAAGCUACAACAAUUUGAAGAGUGAUUACGAGGAGGAAAAAGAGGGGCGAGAGCGUUACAAACGAUUGGCGAGGGGGCAGGAACGAAAUCCGUUUGUGUUGGUCCUAGUCGACGGUGAUGGCUACCUGUUUAAAGAACACCUGAUCAAAGCUGGAAGUGAUGGAGGUAUCACGGCUGCUCGACUCAUGCAUGACUCCAUUCGCGAGCUACUACACGACCGCCUUGGGAGUCAGGCGGACCAAUGUCGGAUCAUGGUUCGCAUCUAUGCCAACGUCCUGGGUUUAUCUAAGGCACUCGCACGCUCCGGACUUGUGGGCCAUGAAGCCCGAUCGCUAUCGCCCUUUGUAGCCAACCUGACGAGCUCCCAAGAUUUGUUCGACUUUGCUGAUGCAGGGGACAAGAAAGAAGCGGCGGACUACAAGAUAAGAGAAAUGUUUCGGAUGUUUGCUGACAAUAACCAAUGCAAGCAUAUUUUUUUCGCCGGGUGCCACGAUGCCGGGUACCUAAACUUAUUAACCCCCUACCGGGGACGAACAGAUCGUAUCACCCUUCUUAAAGCGGCCGGAUUCCACAACCAGUACAAUGCUCUAAACUUGCCGGUCAGAGAACUUCCGGAGGUCUUCAUGUCGACACCCUUCGCUGGUGUUCACGCAAGGGAGCCUCCAAGUCAAACUCAGAUUCAAUCCCAGAUCAUACCGCCCUCGCCUACCCGUCCGGUCUGUAAGCAUUAUCAAAAGGGCAUUUGCAGGUAUGGAAGCACAUGCAUCAAGCUCCACGUACAACCGAAUCAUCAGAUAUCUAAAGUCCCCGACGAUACUACAUCAAUCUUUGACCGAGAAAACGCAUCCCCAUCCCGAACUCACGAAUACUAUGUAGCCAAUCUGCCCGCCACUACAGACUCGGCCUAUGGAACUCGUGUGCCUAUUAACAAGACUGGAGACCGCAUCGACACCUACUGCGCCGCACCCUCGCCUGAUGCGCGGGAUCAGUACUCUCGUCGUGCCAGAUACCACCGGCCUUGUAACAACUUUCACUUGGCCGGAUACUGUGAUACUAUAAAUUGCGAAUUUGACCAUAGCCCCAUCGAUUCCAACAGCCGUAGUGUGAUGACCUACAUUCUACGCCAGCACCCGUGUGGCGCCGGUCUCUCUUGCCGAUCAAUGAAGUGUUUCCUUGGCCAUCACUGUCAGAAAGACGGAUGUCGGGGCACCAAACCAUGUAGAUUUAACAGGCAUGCUCAUAUGCUGGACCUGCAAAUUGCCAAGUGGGUUCCAGCCUUGGAGAAAGAAGACGUUGUCGCAUCCUCCGCGAGCGAUGCAUCAGAAGAAGCUAGUCCGGUCGAUUCCGACAACACCUUCGCAUAUUCGACCAACGAUAUACUGUCUUGCAGCGCUGAAUGAUCCAUUGGGAUCUGUCCACUGAGAUUCGACACUACACCCGAGACUGGAACGAUCGUAAUGGAGACAAAGGUAUUAACACACAGAUGAAAUCAUCAACUACGCCGCCUGCAUUAGGUCGUUCUAGAAUUAAUAUGUAAACCAGAUUACCUCAGGUACAUGGAGGUAAUAUUGCGAUAGCCCACAUUUGAGCAUGAAUGAAAUUGUUC